This is a messenger RNA of Triplophysa dalaica, 4263 nucleotides long. It is a transcript of the gene rrp12, whose product is annotated as ribosomal RNA processing 12 homolog. The transcript is spliced from 34 exons. NCBI's taxonomy places the organism in Eukaryota, Metazoa, Chordata, Actinopteri, Cypriniformes, Nemacheilidae. The record is from RefSeq and is a predicted model, not a curated record. The coding region runs from base 58 to 3912 and encodes 1284 amino acids.
GGCAGGAGGCAGGAGACCAACGUGACUGGAGUACCGAGAGGAAUCCCAAUUGCCAAAAUGGUAAAAUCCGGAAAACUUCGAUCCGGAGGAGCCCAAAAAUUAAAGCGGUGGAAGAAAGGACACAGCAGCGACUCAAAUCCAGAAACGAGUCGUUUCAGAAAUGCUGCGAGGAGCCGAUUCUUCAGUCGACCAAUAGAAAAGAGUGAUCUGACAGUAAAUGCUCUGAAACUCCACAAUGAGCUUCAGUCAGGGUGUUUGGAGACAAGCAGUGAUGCUGCAGGAGAUGCCAUGGAAGAGCCUGCACUCACAGAGAAAACCUCAGGGACUUUUCUCAGUGGGGUGUCAGACUGCUCCAACCUGACGUUUAGAAAAGUACAGAGAUACUGGGAGUCAAACUCGGCAGCACAUAAGGAGAUCUGCGCUGUAUUGGCAGCUGUCACAGAAGUGAUACGAUCUCAAGGAGGGAAGGAAACAGAGACCGAAUACUUUGCAGCCCUGAUGACGACUCUUGAAGCUGUGGAAAGCAGCGAAUCACUGGCAGCUGUUGCCUACCUCCUCAACCUGGUCAUGAAAAGGGUGCCGGCUGCAGUACUCAAGAAAAAGUUCUCCGACACAGCCAAGGCCUUCAUGGAUGUGAUGUCAAAUCAAUCCAAUUCUGAUUCUGUGUCCUACAUGCGCUGGAUCAUAUCCUGUCUGGCAACCUUGUUGCGGAAACAGGAUCUCUCAGUAUGGAGUUACCCAUCAACUCUACAGGUUUACCACGGCCUCCUCAGCUUCACAGUGCACGCCAAACCAAAGGUUCGAAAGUCGGCACAGCAAGGUGUUUGUUCCAUUCUCCGUGGCAGUGACUUCAUGUUCUCCGAUAAUGCCCCAAGCCACCACCCAGCUGCCGUAACCACGGCCAAAUUCUGCUGCAAGGAAAUAGAGCAGUCGGGAGGAAACAAAGAACAUACUACCAGUCUUCACGUGCUGGGUCUCCUGAAGGAACUUCUGUCUGUUUUUCCUCUCAGUUCUGUCAAGUCUUGCUGCGAGACCCUCCUGCGAGUCAUGACCCUGAGCCAUGUGUUGGUGACAGCAGCUGCAAUGCAGGCUUUCCACAAACUCUUCAUUGGCAAACCCAAUCCCUCCAGUAUGUCUGCAGAGCUCAAUGCCCAGAUCAUCACGGCCUUGUAUGACUAUGUUCCUAGUGAGAAUGAUCUACAGCCUUUAUUAGCAUGGCUUGCUGUAAUGGAGAAAGCUCAUGUUCAUCUCUCCAGUUUACAGAGCUCUCUGAGUCUCGGACAUCUUCCUCGCUUGUUCUCCAUCUCUGUAUCAUGUCUCCUGUCUCCACACACGCAAGUUGUUUCAGCCGCAACUCAGAUGCUAAAGACUUUGAUAAAUGAAUGUGUGGCUCCUCAUAUGGCAGAGAUCGGGCCUGUUUUACCAAGCACAUCGUCUGGAAAUGGGGUCUACAUUCUUAAGAUGUUUCGCACCGUGGAGGACGGCUUGUCCUACCGUUAUCAUGCCUCCUGGCCGUUUGUGCUGCAAAUCCUGGGAUGCUUCUACAAAGGCGCAGGAAAGCAGGCUCAUCCCAUUAUGAUUAAGAGUCUUCAGUCUCUCAGUGAACUCCGGGCCACCCCUCGCUUCCCUUUCUCUGGGGAGCUGGAUCUUGCUGUGGGUGGUGCGGUGGAGAGCAUGGGUCCAGAGGUGCUCCUGAAUGCCGUCCCCCUCCUCAUCACUGGAACAGAUGACGAUAUGGAGUUCCCACGUAGCUGGCUGAUCCCGGUCAUUAGAGAUCAUGUGAAGAACACACAGCUGGCAUAUUUCACAUCCUACUUUUUACCCCUGGCAACCAAACUCAGACGAACAGCUGAAGAACUAGUGCAGUCGGGUCAGAAACUGAUGGCCAAAGUUUAUAUGACACUUCACAUGCAGAUUUGGACUAUGAUGCCUGGAUUCUGCACUAAAGCCACAGAUCUGACAUCGUUCAGGAACAUCGCCCGGUCUCUGGGAAUGACCCUCAAUGAAUGCCCUGAUCUCCGCCUGUGCAUCUGUCAUGCCUUACGCACACUCAUCAACAAGAGUUGUGAAACAGAGGAUGAUAAGGAGGAAGUGGGUCGCUUUGCCAAGAACUUCCUCCCCAUCUUGUUUAACAUAUACAGUCAGGAGCCAACACCUGGAGUGGCGUCCGCUUCCAGGAUGGCUAUCCUGGACACAAUAAGAGUUUAUCUGACCAUCACAGAUCAAAAGAUGAUUUGCACGUUCCUGCAGAAAGCAUCGGAGAGACUUGGCAGCACAGACAGCUCUGAUUUCACACGGCUUGCUGUAAUGGAUCUGAUUGUAGCAAUGGCUCCAUUUGUGGAUGAAGCAUCUAUGACCCAAACAUAUGAACUAAUAAAACCUUUCCUGGAGAGCAAGGACACUGGCAUCCAGAAGAAGGCCUACAGAGUAUUAGAGGAGAUGUGCGGAGGAGAGAGAGAACCUUGUAAAACUUUUGUUCUGAAUAAUCUUGAGCAGCUGAAAAGAACUCUUCUGGACAGCCUGAAGACUGCAUCCUCACCUGCAAAACGUCCCAGACUGAAGUGUCUAAUCCACAUAGUGAAGCAGAUAAACGCGGAACACAAGGAUUUCGUCAUCGCAGUGCUUCCUGAGGUCAUCGUUUGCACAAAGGAAAUGUCUGUAGGGGCCCGUAAAAAUGCCUACUCCCUCCUGGUUGAGAUCGGUAAUGCUUUUGUGCGCUUUUGUGGGAACCAGAAAGAUGCUGUAAAUGAGUAUUUGAGCAAUGUGUUUGUUGGACUCAUUGGCUCCGUUACAAUGAUAACCUGCACAGUGCUGGCUCUUACACGACUAGUGUUUCAUUACAAGGAUUCUAUUGAUGUGACCUCACUGGAGCAGCUGUUGCAUAACAUCUGCCUACUGCUCACCAGCAGGACACGAGAAAUAGUCAAAGCAUCUCUGGGCUUCCUCAAGGUCCUUCUCUACGCUCUGGACGUGAAAGUGUUAGCCAGUCACCUGACUGUCAUUAUGGAAGGCAUCAGUAAAAUGAAAGAAGACAUGCGAAGACAUUUAAGGGCAAAACUUAAGAAUAUUUACACCAAGUUAUUUCGAAAAUUUGGCUUUGAGCUGGUAAAGAGCAUGUUGCCCGUCGACCACCACAAGGUCCUGGCGAACAUCCGUAAAGUGGAGGCCAGAAAUAAAAGACGCAAGCAGCUGGUUAAGGAAGAUGGGGAGGAAUCAGACAGUGAGGAAGAGACGUCUAAACCGAAGGGAGAGAGCAUUGAGGACAUUCUGGCUGAGACGGACUCUGCUGACUCUGAUGAAGAUGAGAAGCCCAAGAAGGGUCAGAAGAAGGUGGUGAAGAAGAAAAGUCAGGCCUGGCUAAAGGAAGGCGUAUCAGAUGAACCACUCAACUUCCUGGAUCCAAAGGCAGCACAGAGAGUUCUGUCCACCAAUCCUGACAUGAAGAAGGCCCCCAAAGUUGAUCAUGGGUUCAAGAUGACGUCAGACGGACGAUUGAUUAUUAAAGAUGAUGAUGAUGAGGAUGAAGACAAAUCUAAAGACCAAGAAAUGGAUGAUAUACUGGAAGAAGCUGGUGUCAAAAUCAAGAAGAACCCGAAAAGGAAAACAUACGACGAUAUGGAUGAUGAUAUGGACGUUGAACCCACAAUGAAAUAUAAAGCUGGAGGCAGAGGCAUCCACAGACCUCUGGGUGGAGGAGCGGAUGUUGGGAUGGAGUAUAAAUCAAAGAAGGGACGGGGUGAUGUGAAGAAGAAAGGCAAGGUUGACCCGUACGCUUAUGUUCCUUUGGAAAAAUCCCAGCUGAACCGCAGGAAAAAGGCCAAACUGCAGGGCCAGUUUAAAGGUAUGGUCAGAGGAGCCAAGAAAGGAGCGCUCUCUGGAAAGAGAACAUUGCAGAGGAAGAGGAAAGCUUGAGAUGCACAUCAACACGGUCCACAUGUGUUUGUAUACAAGCAGAAAAAUGACCUUAUCUGCAGGAUAAAAUGAUGUUCUUAUGGUUCUUCUUAGAGCUGCUGUCAUUUCUCAUGGAAUGAUGCAAUUACACGUAGACACAAUUUUUCCUGUAUAAAUGUUUGUUUCGGGGAACUUCCCGUGGAAGAGUCUCCUCAAAAGAUGAUGUUUGCAGUGGUUGUAUUGUAAGCAGAUGGCAGGUUGAUGAUAGCUUUGUGCAAAAUAUGUUUAUGUACUUGCUAUGUUGGACAAAGUAAACAUGUUUGUUGAUUUCAGAGUAAAAAUGCUUCUUUAAGGUGCCUUGUCACAAAUCUA